Paramuricea clavata is the source of this 2634-nucleotide messenger RNA. The record is from the annotation of a GenBank genome assembly. NCBI's taxonomy places the organism in Eukaryota, Metazoa, Cnidaria, Anthozoa, Malacalcyonacea, Plexauridae.
AUGAGUCAGAAUUUGAAAUUGGCAGAUAAGCGUGAUACUUUGGCCAAACUUGAGGAAAAAUCUAAAAAAUGUUUUAAAGAAAUCGAAAAGCUAAAAAAACAACUAUCUACAAACAAAAGGUUAUAUGAGCCAGAAAACACAGGAGAUUCGAGUCAUACAUUGUUUACCAUUAAUAAGCAUUCGCCUAAUUCGUGGGCGAAGCAGGGAAACAAAGAAAGCCAAUCUUCCGUGUCAAAUGCAAAACCAAAUGCAAAUACUGAUCAAAGUAACAAGCCCCUCGUCAACACAGAACAAAACAUUAACCCGGGCAAUCAAUUAGAACAGUCAAUAAUUCAAAAUAAGGAAACAAAUGAUAAAGCCAAUGCAGAAACUCCUGCAAUAGACAAAACCGCUACUGGGGAUAAUUUAAACAAACAUGAGAGUUCAGAUUUCGUCGGGGUACAAAGAAAAAAAAUAAAACAGCUAUAUCUCGGAGGCGUGCGUCUGGGCACAACCAUAGAAAAAAUUAAAGAAUACAUGAAGCAAAAAGGCAUUUCGCCAACGUUUAUUCGAAUUUUUAACAGCAAAAGAAAAGGCACAAUUGCUGUCCGAGUUAACGUUAACGAGGAAGAUUUUGAUUGUGUAUCUAACAAUGACUUUUGGCCCAAUCAUGUCUAUGCUAGGCAGUGGCUGUCAAAACAAAGUUGGGAAAAAAGAGGUGUAUUACAUAACCAAAAUACGAGCCAACAAAACUAAAUUUGGGUUGCUGGAAUUGCGGUGGAAUAUAUGGCAAUUUUAUUUAUGCAAGAAAACUCUUGCAGAAAUUAGACGUGUUAGCUUUAAGUGAACAUUGGCUGUACAAAGAUGAAUUGUCAUUUGUAGACAGUCUCAAUGAUAAUUUUAGUGUUAUUUCGUGUACAAGUUCGGAUAAUAACAUCAGAGAAAGGUGGAAAAGAGGUCAAGGUGGCGUUGCUUUGUUCUUAAAGAAAACCCUUAAAGUCCGAGAAAUACAAACAGCGUCUGAUCGAUUGGCAUCAGUGUCAUUGAAGAUUGAGAAUAUUAAUUUUGUUAUUGUAGCAGUAUAUUUGCCUUCAAGAAACAAUGAUCUAAAAGAAUACAUGAAAACUUUAGAUACAUUGGAACAGUUUUGCGUACGUCACAAGUCAUGCGGAACAAAGUUGUUACUGCUAGGUGAUUUUAAUGCACACAUCAAGGAAGAUAAGCUAAGCCAAGAUUGGAAUAAUAGAGGCAAAAGAUUACAAACAUUUCUGAGUAAAAUGAACUUGGUCGCAGUUAAUUUGUCUCCAUGGUGCGAGAACCCCCAGUUUACAUACCUCUCAAAUACGGGAAAUUCCAUCGUAGACUACAUUUUUGUCGGAAACGACGUAAUCGAGUAUGUUGACUUAGUGCAAGUACUGGAAGAGCACCCAGACAACAUAGCAUUUCAUUUACCAGUAACUAUUAGUAUAAAUUUACACUCGGAUGUGACGGAAGAAGAAACCAGCAAUGAUAACAUGAGUUAUUUAUUUGAAAGAAAUAUCGUGGAAAAGCUGCACUACGGAACACCUUCAAGCUACAAUCAAAAACUGGUUAACUCGGCAACUGAUCUGCUGAGCAAAGAUUUUUCCGACAUUAACAAUUUUUAUGAAGAGCUGAGUAAUUUAAUAAAGAGUGCGGCAAUGGUCCUACCACGGGUUCAAUAUAAGAAACAUAUAAAACCGUACUGGAAUAACUGUCUUAAAGAAGCGAAACGUUCCGUUAUGGCUGCGAGGGCAAAAUGGAAAAAAGAGGGAUCCCCGAGGGCCUCAGAAAACGUUUAUUAUAGACAAUAUAAGAAAGCUAAGACUGCAUAUAGGAAGGCACAACGUAGAGCUGUUUGGGAAUACGAAAGAAAAGAAUUCGAGGACAUAGCCAAUUCUAUAGAGUUAGAUCACGAGACGUUUUGGAAACUGAUUAAAACCAAAGUACGUAGGAAAAAGAAAAAACAAAAGGUGGUGGCUUUAGAUGUGGACAAUGCUGUGCUUACGAACCCCCAAGUAGUUGCAGAUCUCUGGGCAAACUAUUACGAGAAGUUAGCUACCCCUCCGGAACAUGUGGACCAAGAAGAGAUGAAAAGUAAAGUUGAUAAAAUUUUAAAGAACUCGGAGGGCAUGUAUGACUAUACAUUUAAUUCUUCUAUAACAGCGGAGGAAAUCACUUCAGUAAUUAAUACUCUUCCUAAGGGAAAAUCACCCGGUAUAGAUGGAAUUACAUAUGAACAUAUUAAAUAUGGAGGUGAAAUUAUCGUAGAACUGCUACUGAAAUUGUUUAGUUAUAUUAUCGAGCUUGAAGAGUUCCAAAGUCCUUCAAAAUGGCGAUUAAGAUCCCUAUUCCUAAAGGCAAUAAAACUUCACGAACUUUUGACGAUCACAGAGGAAUCAGUUUGUUGCCUUGCAUAAAUAAAAUGCUUGAGAGAAUUGUAUUAUCACGACUGCAGAACGAAGAAAAGUACUCUCACCAACCUCUUCAGGGUGGUUACCAAAGAGAACAGGACGCUCUAACAACGUGUUUCGUCAUCGAUGAAGUAGUAAAUCAUUGUCGCGAAGAAAAAGAAAAAGUUUACGUAGCGUAUAUGGAUAUUACAAAAGCGUUUGAUACUAUGUGGAUUGAGGCAAU